Messenger RNA from Ricinus communis (castor bean), 2378 nucleotides. RefSeq names its product LEAF RUST 10 DISEASE-RESISTANCE LOCUS RECEPTOR-LIKE PROTEIN KINASE-like 1.2. Lineage: Eukaryota; Viridiplantae; Streptophyta; Magnoliopsida; Malpighiales; Euphorbiaceae. The record is from RefSeq and is a predicted model, not a curated record. Bases 95 to 898 code for a protein of 267 amino acids. Gene Ontology annotation, molecular function: polysaccharide binding. The transcript has a single exon.
UACUAUACUCCUUGAGAAUUUUCCUUUCUCACUCUUACCAUAUAAAGUUAUUAUCCUCUCUUUCUAGCCCUUUGCACUUAUCAAGAUCCCAAAAAUGAAGCAGAAUUUCUUGUUAACACCCUUUUCUCUGUUGAUGAAUCUCUUCAUCGUUCUUUCUUUUCUUCUUGCAAGAAAGGCCAUAUGCAUACAUCCUCAGUUCCUAGCCUGCAAUCCGAGAACCUGUGGUGAUGGUCAAAAUAUUACCUUUCCAUUCUAUAUCCAAGGCCAGCAAGAACCCUUCUGUGGCUACCCUGGAUUCUUCCUUUCUUGUAAUCAUAACGGCCAUCCAAUUCUUAAACUACGAGAUAACGAAUAUGUCAUUCGCCAUAUCUCCUACAAAACCCAGACAGUUCGUGUCUCGAACGCAGCUGUUUUUGAUACAGCAACCACUUGUAUUCCUCCAUUUAGAAGCACAUCACUGCCCGAAGAUCGGUUCAAGUUGUCGUCUAAUCAGACAGGCUUAUUCUUUCUCUACGAGUGCAACUCAACACUGUUAGGGAACAGGAACAGUGAGCUUAACAAAUACAAGGUUGAUUGCUUAAUUGAGACUGGAACAGGUCCAACUCUGUCAAUGUUUGAGGAUGAUCCUCUUCUGGGUUAUGCGUCAGUAGUAUGUGAAAAUAAGGUUAAGGUAGCAGUGGAUGUUCAUGGAGGAAAUAGUACUGAUGGGUUAGACAGAAUGCUAGAAAGAGGAUUUGUGUUGAAUUGGAUAGCAAGUAACUGCAGCAUAUGUGAAAACAGUGGAGGCAAAUGUGGAUUCGAUGACGCCACCUACCAUUUUAAAUGUUUCUGCCCUGACCGACCUCAUACUUCGAACUGUAUUACAGGCGAGUUUUCUUUUCUGUCUAUAUUUUACUAAUUUCUCCUGCUUCAUAUACUGAUAUCACAUAUAUGCAGACUACGAAUCGCGUUAUCUAUUUCAAAAAUUUGGAAACUAUAAAUACGUUCUGCAGCUUUUGAUUUCUUUUAACAAAGCAAGGUCAACAAAUUCAAUUAGCUAUUAAAAAAUCGUUUACAAAUUAUUACUAGUGAAAAAUCCACAAAGCUAAAUAAUUCAAAAUUUUCCUUAAGCUUAAUAAAAGUUUUGUUCAUACCGUUCAUCUACAAGAAAUUAGAAUUGAAUGGUGUUCUUGUGAAAUACACCGACUUAGUAGAAGGAUUAAAGUUAACAGCAUAGAUAGAAUGAUAAGAAAAGCUUUAAUGUUCUUGAAAAUAAUCCAAAAGAUAGUUAUGACAAAUCACUACACUGACAGAAAAAUUUACGAACUUUUAUUAAUAUUUAUAUGUUUAAGUUGAAAAUUAUGUUAGAACUCAGUGCGUCAAAGUCAAAUUAAUUUUAAUGGGUUAAUAUCCAGGGACCCCAGUUUCAUCUUUUAUGCGUGUAUAUGCUGCCUAAAGACUUGUAAGAGUCAAUAGUCAAGUACCCAAGUUGGAAUCUAAAGUUUCUUCUCAAAUAGGCUCUAAAACAGAGAAAUGCCAAUGCAUUUCAGACCUUGCACAUUGCAUCUUUCCCUUUCUUUUUCUUCACUGGCUUGUUUAAUGGAUAAAGAAGUAGAAAUACUCUGAAGUAUAGUAAAGGAACAAUAAUUGAGUGGAGAAAAAAAGUUCCUAAAAGUUGUGAGCGGAUACCUGUCUUGGUUUUAGCACUUCUUCUUUCUCUCGUCUUCCUUUUCUUUGCUCUACUGAAACAUGGAAAUACCCUUCUCCUUGUCCAUCCUUCUUCAACUGUGGAAAGCUUGGAGAUCUUAAAUUUCCUUUCACCCAACUGGGAAAUCUUGCUUGUGGGCUGUACGUGGUAAAUUGUAGCAGCCAAAAGAUCCAACUGCAGAGAGGAGGAACAUGGUAUAAAGUUGAUCUUAUUUCUCAGUCUGAUACCAUUUCUAUCGAUGACAACGAAUUUCAGAAUCGGUUGGACAAACAAAAAUGUGAUUUCAUUAAUCGAUUCCCCCAUUCCAUACCUAAAAUCUCCUCCUUUCAGAUCGUACCUAAUAUCAGCUUGUUUGAAUGCAACCCCGUUUACCAUAUGAUUCCCAAUACAAGUUUUGGUUAUUACAGGGAUUAGUGUUCAACCACUCUGCUUCCAGGGUAUAGGUUUGGAAAUCACGACGACUCCAUGACCGUUUGUAUCUCUUGAUUGUAGCAGCUGUCAUUAUGAAAGAGGUGGUGAAUGUCAAGUUAAGAACAAUGGAGAUCUUCUAUGUGCUAAUGCAGCCUUACCUCCUAAUUGUAAAGUUAUUAGCCAGGGAAUGCUUCAUUGUGACAGUUCAGGGAAGAGUAAGGCGCUCAUAGUUAAAUCCUUCAAACAUAUAAAUCAUCAGAUCUAAUUUUAACGUGUCAAA